This is a messenger RNA of Penaeus indicus, 7904 nucleotides long. It is a transcript of the gene Tnpo, whose product is annotated as transportin-1-like. The annotation marks the transcript as partial. The record is from RefSeq and is a predicted model, not a curated record. Gene Ontology annotation, molecular function: nuclear import signal receptor activity; protein binding. NCBI's taxonomy places the organism in Eukaryota, Metazoa, Arthropoda, Malacostraca, Decapoda, Penaeidae. Gene Ontology annotation, cellular component: cytoplasm; nucleus. Gene Ontology annotation, biological process: protein import into nucleus. The transcript is spliced from 12 exons.
GUAUCCUUGCACUGGGAGCAAUAGCAGAAGGUUGUAUGAAUGGCAUGACCCAACAUCUACCAGAACUGAUCCCAUACCUGAUCAGCUGCUUGAAAGACAAGAAGGCACUGGUCCGCUCCAUCACCUGUUGGACGUUAUCCCGCUACUGUCACUGGGCAGUUGUUCUCCCUGACCACUCCUACCUCAAACCUCUCAUGUAUGAGCUGCUCAAAUGUGUCUUGGACAGUAAUAAACGUGUACAGGAGGCAGCAUGUUCAGCUUUUGCUACACUAGAGGAAGAGGCAUGCACAGAGUUGGUUCCAUACUUGGCAGACAUUCUGAAGACUUUAGUAUUUGCAUUUAGAAAAUAUCAGGCAAAGAAUCUCCUGAUACUAUAUGAUGCUAUUGGAACCUUGGCGGACUCUGUUGGAAACUAUCUCAAUAAGGAAGAGUACAUUCAGAUGCUCAUGCCACCAUUGAUUGAGAAGUGGAACGUACUCAAGGAUGAGGACAAGGAUUUGUUCCCCCUUCUCGAAUGCCUGUCAAGUGUGGCAACUGCUCUCCAGUCUGGGUUCUUGCCCUAUUGUGGUCCUGUGUAUCAACGCUGUGUCUCACUUGUGGAGCAGACGCUUAACCAGACCAUGGCACAUGCGCAGAAUCCCGAGCAAUUUGAAGCAGCAGACAAGGACUUCAUGAUUGUCUCCCUAGAUCUGCUCUCAGGGCUUGCUGAGGGUCUCAAUGGGCAUGUUGGUCAGCUGGUUCAACAAUCCAACAUUAUGCAGCUCCUUUACCAGGCCAUGCAGGACCCAAUGCCAGAAGUUAGACAAAGCUCCUUUGCACUUCUGGGUGACCUGACCAAAGCAUGUUUCCAGCAUGUGGCUCCUUGUAUAUCUGAGUUUAUGCCAAUCCUUGGUCAGAAUUUGAAUCCAGAAUUGAUAUCUGUCUGCAACAAUGCAACAUGGGCUAUUGGAGAAAUAUCUGUAAAAUUAGGACCUGAAAUGAGAGUUUAUGUGAACCUUGUCCUAACCGACCUCAUCUUCAUAAUCAACAAGCCCAAUACUCCCAAAACUCUUCUUGAAAACACAGCCAUUACAAUUGGACGCCUAGGCUAUGUGUGCCCCAAUGAAGUGGCUCCCCUGUUGCAACAGUUUAUCAGGCAGUGGUGCAUCUCCCUACGCAACAUUCGAGACAACGAGGAGAAGGACUCUGCCUUUAGGGGUGUAUGCAACAUGAUCAGUGUGAAUCCAGGAGGAGUGGUUGAGGAUUUCAUUUUCUUCUGCGAUGCCAUUGCCUCGUGGGUCAACCCCAAGCAAGAUCUCAAGGAGAUGUUCCAUAAGAUCCUUCAUUGCUUCAAGGAGCAAGUUGGUGAGGAGAAUUGGAAACGUUUCACGGAACAGUUCCCACCUCCAUUAAAGGAACGCCUGACCCAACAAUAUGGAGUGUGAGCAGGUGGUGCUGCGAUCAUGUCAAGACCAGAGCCCAGGAUGAGGGAAUUAGCGUCCUGGCCGAGCUCUGUGGCGUGUGCAGUUAGGAGGCCAGGGGAUCCUUUCGACCCUGUGCCUGGGUGGGGGGAGGGAUCCACUUCUUCUCUCAGCCACUCUCCUCAGCUUGCCUGCCAUGCAUUGCUGUCUAGCCCUUCGGAACGCUGAACGCUCACACUGCAACAUCUGUGGAAGACGUUGAGCCACAACAGGGAAGGAGCAGGCACUAGCGAGAGGUGGCUGCCGCGCGCAUCGUCGAGGGAGGGACUUCGCGGACUGGGUGGGGGAAAGCGGAGGGAGGGGGGUGGUCAGCCCCUGGUGGGAGGGACUCUAGGUGGGAGGCUUAGUCCCCAGCACAGAACAUCAGCACUAGAACACUUGUGUCCUGCCCCCUUAACAGAGGGGUAGUGACUUUUGAGUGGGUGCAUCAUGUAGAGGCUGCCCCAUUCAAGCUACAUUCUCCUGUCACGUAUUUCACAUAACCUUGUAUGUAGGUACAGUGAUGAUUUGUAUUAUGUAAGAUAUGUAAAUACAUGAAGUUUUUAUUUUCUACAUGAUCACUUCUUGUAAUAAGUCUUUCCUUGUGCCAAUCAUGGUAUCCAUGACCAUAUAUAUUUCUCACAAGUCAUUGUUGUUUAGGUCAUGUAGUAUUUUGUCAUUAUUUCUCAUCUAUGCAAGGUGGGCUAGAAUCCAUCUGCAGGAUGUUGUAUUGCAGGAGUGAUGUAGAAGGUCUGGGGUAGCGUGUGCCUCUUCAGCAGUAGAUCUACCAGCCUGGCUCUUCCACUGUCUUCAGUGUAUUGGAUGACCCAAACACUUUUAUAACUAAUAUGGUGCUACAUAUAACUUCACAUACGUGUUGAGCAAAUCACCUAUGUCAAAGUAGAGAAACGAUAAAGCAGGAGUAUGAAUUCUGUUAGCACUUGCAAAUCCCCAAGAGCCUCAUUUUUUCUCAAGUUUUAAAAUGAGCUCUGUGGAUAUCAAUGCUUACGUAAAUACAAUAGCUACAGACAGACUAUUAGGCUAAGUGGUACUCAGGCUGGUUGUUGUACUGUGCUUUACUGGUUUAAUCUGAAGCUUUAGGACCUGGCAGAAUUUUUUCAUAUCACUGGUAAAGCCAGUUUGUUACUUACAGUAUUUGGCACUGUUGUAUGAGAUUCUGUCUAAUUUUUUACUAUUAUUAUUCCUUUUUUUUCCCCCCCUUUUUAAGAUCGUACUGCUUCAGGGUAAACCAUAAUUUGUUUUCCCAGUGCACACAUAGGACUUAAUGGAAACGACUGUGAUCAUAGUGAUUUUUUGAUUUUUUGUACUGUUAUGCAAAGUAAGUUAAAUAUCACAUUUUUUUCUCUCUUGAAAGUCUUUACACAUGAAUCAUUGAUAGAUGGGUUACAUGCUGUGCAAUAGAUGUUACUGAUAAAAUGAUGUUUAUGAGUGGGGCAUGUUAUAGGGGAAGAACUACAUUGUUUAGUAAUGAUAUCAAGUGGGACCCUUAGCUUCAUUUGUUGUAAAAGGGGUAUAGAGGUUCUUGAAGAGUAAACAUGAGAAACAAAACAAAAUUAUUAGGAUUAAGAGCCAAAGAGUGUUCGAAGUUUAAGUACAUUCUUGAGACCAUUUUCUUACAUCAGACACCUUCCAGAGAUAGACAUAUCAUCUUUGUAUACACUGUCAACUCUUUGGUUCUUGUUAGGGGGCUGAAAAUGAUAGAAUAUUUUAGACAAUAUGAAACUUGAUAUAUGGGCUAAUAGUGAGGGGCAUUUAUUAUUUUUAUUCUGAUAUAGGAUUGAUUUAGGGAUCCAUCGGGGGCAGAUAGGAAUUCAUUGUUAGGGGCAAUUUAACGUAUCUGGGUUAAACAUUUUUGAAAUCUUAAAUUUUGUAAGGGUGGCAGUGGCAGUCAGACUACUAGCUAAUAGUCUUUUUUUAGGUGCAUCCAUGUGUACUUGGGAUUGUAGCAACCUCAGAUCAUGGUGGUCUUACUGUCACUGGCAACCCUGGUAGCAGUUUGUUUGGUGUAUCUGUAGACAAAAUAUUGUCAGUAGUGUUGUUAUUUGCAGUGUUUCUUGCAUGCCCUAAGUAUGUCAGUAUAAUUACUACUUGCAAAUGUAAUGGUGACUUGUUAGUUGGCUACAGGGCAACAAGGUUGUGCAAGUGUUGGCCUUGCUAGCUCCACUUAGGGGUACAUCAUUUUACUCUUGGCCUUUGUAAAUCUUGACAUUGUACAUGCAUCAAAGUUAUGUUUUUGAACAAAAUUAGAGAACUACUUUUGGAAAUAUAUUUUUACCACUGUACAGUGUGAAUGUUUAGCUACACUGCAACAAGUAAAGGUUUUACCCUAGGUGUAUGUAGCAGUUUUACCAGCUAAGAGAUGUUAUUCCAUGCAACACAUUUUCAAUUGGAAAACAAAUGUCAAAAGUUUGGGACAAUUGUAAGCUUUCUCCCCAUGAUUUCCCUCUUUCUUCUUCAUGGUAUGAAUAAGAAUCUAAAGAAGAUAAUUGAUUGAACAUAUUUAUGAAAAGGGCUAAAAAAAUAUAUAAAGAUACAAAGAAAAAUUCUUGGUUUACAAUCCAAAAACAAUCGUUUAAAGAAAUUUUAGCUAAUGAUCCCAGGCUUUCAUACCCCUAAUAGUGGAGUUGGUUGGUUCUGUAUAGUGACAAGUACAUAGUUUUGGCCUGCCUUUUUUCUUAUAUUUUUCAUUUAAAUGUAAACUGGCACUCCUCGUCUAGAGCCAAGAGGUUUUAACAUCGGAGGCUUCACUAGUAAUAUUCUAAUGGCAAUAGACUAGACACGGAGCAGCAGUUUAAUUAUUUUUGACCCUCAUGGCACUAUCAGAAAGCUAUGUAAUUAUUUGAUGUAUAAAAUUGUAUUGGUGUAGCCCCAGUCUUGCCCAUUUCUAGCUGCCCAAAAUUGUGAAAACAACCUUCUAAUAUCUUGAAUUUCCUUGUUAAAGGGAAAUGUAAAAAAUAUAUAUUAUUUUUCUUCCUUGCCGACUGCUCAAACAUGCAGUCAAAUCAUGGCUUUCGAGUAUUAUUUUGGUAUGAUCUUAACUUAGAUUGGUAAUAUGGAUGAAGUUUGUCGCCCUUUUUGGAGCUCUUGUCUGUUUUGUCCUAGACUGUGCCUUAAAGUUGGAAUAUUCCCCUGACAGUCAAGUGGUUUAUUUGUUCGCUCUCUGUGUGAACACAUUGCAUGCCAGUGUUGAUAGUUGCGCCAUUAACUGAAAACGACAUAGGCUGGUUUAUGAGGGAAUAAGCUAAUCAAACUCGUGUAUUGUACCCUCAUCAAUAUCGAAUCUGAAUUACUAACAUUAUAUUGUAUGAGUUUUAGGGAGAAAAUAAUGUAACCCUCAAAUGCACCAACAAUUAUUGUAACAUACACACCUGUGCACCUUACUGCUUAUUUGGGGUCAAGACUUGAGAGAAUAAUUAUCAUGUUAGCUUUGAAAAGAAUUGUUAUACACAAUUGCAUUGUUUGAAUUGUGUGAAAGAGAGAGAGAGAGGGAGAGAGAGAGAGUAAAUUUAGUGUCAACAGACACAAAAGAAGUUUCCAAUAAUGUCACCUUGCAAAGUGAUUCUCAUUUUUGUGAUAGGCCCAGUCAAAUGACAGUAUGAGGUAGGCAAAUUAUUUGAUAGGCUACAGUAUUUGACAGUCAUUUGGCAGUUAGGAAAUCUCCCCCUUGCAUUGGAGCCUCUUAGCUUGCUGUUAGGAAAAUUGUUAGGCUGAUGCCCCUUUGCGUAUGAGGAGGUUUAUAAUAUUGUGGCUAGGUCUGGGAUAGGUUGUAGGGAGGGAUGGAUUGGUCAGAGACACGUGGAUAGGCAAAAGUUAGGAGCUGGGUGGGUGCUUGCAGUCCAACUUGGUUAGCAAUUGCAACACUUUCCAACAUGUGGAGGUAUUGAUAAUGACCAUGUAAAAGAUUGAUGAAAAGAGAAAAUGAGAUUGGAAUUGCUUAUCAAGUUUGGGCAUAUUUUAAUAUUUAAUUUAUUUACCACUCUUAUAGAAUGGAGUGAGGGUGUAUGGAUGACAGCUGUAUUUUUUGGAUGAUUGAUUAUUAUAUGACAAAUUCGUUGUGUACGAAUUUAUUUUAAUGCGGGUCCUCUUCUUAGUUUCUGAUCAUGCUCAGUGAUAAUACUAGAGAUUUAUAGUUAUGGUUUUAACUAGUCAUUAAUGUGUUAGGGUUACAAUUUUAGGUCCUUUUUCUUUUUUAUCUUUCCGAGAUGUUAGGUGUUAGGUUAAUUUUAUUCUAUAUUUUUGCUCAUUUGCCCAUGUUUUAGUACAAAUAUUACUGUUAUUGAUAUCAAUUUUUAAAUGAUAUUUUGUUAACUAUUAAUUUUGAUAAAAAACGAAUGAGUCUCUCCGGCGCUUGACCCCAAAAGAGUGCAUGUAAGCGUGAGUGUUAACUGUACAUGGAGGAACACCUCUCUUUCCUAGGCCUUUCAUUGUCAUUUGUUGUUGUUCUUCCUUCCUUUUUCCAUGGUUUAUAAGUACUGAACAAUAUUAUUAUUUCUUGAAUGUAUAGUGUCAGUGUGAUUUGUAUUCCCAUGUUCGUGUUCAGCAUUCUCUUUAUUUACUUCAUUCUUUCCAUGCUGAUAUUAUGACUAUGUUAGUAGCACUAUUCAUAUUCUGUCUCUUUCUAGGUUAUUGUAAUUAUUAAAGUUCUAUUGUCAUUUUUUAUUAUGAUUAUUACUACUAUUAUAGUUACAAAUUACUAUUACUAUUACUUUGUCAUCACCUCAUCAUUUUUCACUAGCAUUGUAAUGUUGUCAUAGGUAUCUGCAUCAUCAUAAUACUGCAUGUGGGUCACUUACUAGACUGCCCUUUGACAAGUUUUGUACAAAUUGUUGUUUUUUUGCUGUGAUAGGUGUAAAUCCUGAUUUGUAAAACUAUUGUGAUAUACUGUAUGGUCUGCACAAAUUUAGGCUCGAAUAGUAGGUUCUCUGGUAGGUCCUUAUUGGUUAAUUUUGGCUGUAAUUAGCAGUUACUUCGCGUGGCUUUCAUGUAUCUUGGGGAAGGAUACCUUGUUGCCAUAUAUUUUGAUUCAGUGUAACUUGUAUUAUAUAUUGUACAUAGAGAAUUGAUUCCCCUCCCCCCCCCCCCACUUGACGCAUUUCUGUCACCCCUUUUUUGCAUGUAAAAUGCUUUAGUCCUCCAUUUUAUCAUUUUUACACAUUUAUUCCGCCUGUCACUCUGUACGUUUGGGGCUAAGGGAGUUGUACUCUUAAAUUCAUUUGAAUGCCACACGGUUCUUAAUAUUUAUUAUAUAUCCUCAUGAAACACAUUAACUUGGGUUUCUCAAGUGUGGUAGUGUGUUGUUUGCUACAUAUAUAUGUAAGAUGCUUCUCCCACUGGCCUUGUGAAAGUGUUUUUGAAUUAGUAUCUCAUGCUUUUUACAGUCAUGAAUUUUAGUUGAAGGGUAAAAGUAUUUGAAAUGUCCUGACCAGACUGUAAGGAAAUAUUGUUACUUAUUUUAUACUAAAUAUUGUAGAAUGUAAUAGAUAGAGUAGCUUUGAUUGUACUUUCGAGAAUUCCAUUAAACCUAUGGGCAGUGUGAAGUUUAAUAUGUUGUUGGUUAAUGGUGACCCCAUGCAUUUGAAUACCCAUAUCAAAAUAUCCAUGCAUGAUUUUUAUAUAUAUAUCUAUAUAUACACAUUAAUACAUUCUUUUCAUAAGGCAUUUUAGAUAUUUUCCAAAAAAAAAAAAAAAUGCCUACAUACAGGUGCAAGUUGUGCUUGAGGUGUAGAGGUGUGAAAUCAGUCUCGGCUCGAUGGUUCUCCCUAGGGUUUGCUGCCAAUUGUUCGCUUCGUGGGAGCGCAUUCCACGGGUAACACCACCAGCGAGGACCUAGGUAGUUCUCAGACAAAGAUGCUUUUCCGAGGUCAUAGAUGUUUGUUUGAUUAUUUGGUUUAGAUUCGCUUUUGAUUUCAUUUACGCUGCAUUUAGAAGUCAAGGAUAACGAGUGGCAGCUCAACAAGAUUUUUUUUUUAUUUUUUAAGUAAACAGAACAACGGCAGUCAAAUCCAGGGAAAACCAGUAUGUCAUAAAAAAAACAAAGGUGCAAAACCAGCCAUGUCUUCUUUCCUAUCGCUGUGGUAAAGGAUGAGGAAGUGGUGGCACAGUAACUUGUAAAGCAUUACCAGUGGCCAAUCUUUAUAUUACUAAUAAUUUUAUGCUCAGGGAGGUGUUGCUGUUCUUAGGUUCACAUGGGUCUCAGGGGUUUCCUAACUAAUCUUAGUGUUUCUCAAGCAUCCUUUGUCUCCAGGAAAUUUCCUUUUUAAAUGUUUAAAAAUAAUUCUUUAUAAAUUUCAAAUCAGAUGAAAAAAUGUGUUUAUCAUAAUCAAGAAGUGGGUUGACAUGUAGAGAGCGGUCAUUUGCUCAUGGUUACUGUAACUACCCCUGCCUCAUCCUAGUAAACACUGUGUUGUUACAAGUAGUGGUGCAUCAGUAUAAAUGGAAUGGUGA